Molecule: messenger RNA, 957 nt
Organism: Cylindrotheca closterium
Lineage: Eukaryota; Bacillariophyta; Bacillariophyceae; Bacillariales; Bacillariaceae
Source: the annotation of a GenBank genome assembly
AUGUUCACUGUCAUUUACGCAAAUCAAGCUCACCACAACGAACCAGACACUGAACAACUACCAUCAUCCUCACCACAAACCAGCACGGAAUUUCAGGAAGUUCCAAUCACAAAAGACGAAAGUCCUCACAAAUCCGAGAACUCCAUGAGCACCGCCUCUCUUACCGCCAUGAGCAACCCAUCAAUGGCCGAAGAAGACGUUUCCUGGGCGACCUUACAAGUUGUGGGUGACGACAGUAGUGAGAAUGAUGACGGCGAUUCGGAUGAUGAGGAUCUUGAUGUUCAGGAACUUUUGGAUAUGUACGAUACCAUCGAUACGAUUCAAGUUGGACGAGAAUUAGCCGAAACCCCCAGCAAAAUUAUCAAACGCCCCUCCUCUUACAAUCUAAAAGGAGAAGAAAAAGAAGUUCGAUUUUCCACAGUCCAAGUGCGUGAAUAUCCCAUUGUUCCUGGUGACAAUCCAAGUGGAGACUCCGGUCCGCCAAUCACCAUUGGUUGGAAACCCACCCGCGAAAUGGAAGUCUCGGUGGACCACAAUGAACAGUAUGGCUUGUAUGCCGACGAAAAGGCUCUCCAAAAUUCGGAUCAUUCCCGCAUCAAACGCAACGUCGAAGGCUUGCACUUGUCCCAUCUCAAGCGCAUGUGCAAGCUGCACCACUCGGGUUACUCCUCCAAGGAGAUUGGUGCAGCAACCAAGGCUGCUGACGAUGAGCGCCGGAAGCGCGAAGAAACUCUCAAGAGUCUCAAGAAUGAAAAACUAAACGAAUACAAGGAAACCAUCAAGCGUGCCUUUCGCAACGCGACCGUGGCCCGCAAGGCCAAAAAGGCAGAAAAGGAAUUUCUGAAACCGUAUAUUGAACGAUCAAGUAAGAAUCGUCACAGUAGUAUCGUCAACGAGUCGGGUGAACUGCCCAAUGCCAAGACGUAUGAGGAUGAUGGUGGUUUCUGGUACUACUAA